This is a messenger RNA of Magallana angulata, 1752 nucleotides long. RefSeq names its product contactin-6-like. NCBI's taxonomy places the organism in Eukaryota, Metazoa, Mollusca, Bivalvia, Ostreida, Ostreidae. The transcript is spliced from 9 exons. The coding region runs from base 1 to 1752 and encodes 583 amino acids. The record is from RefSeq and is a predicted model, not a curated record.
AUGGUAAUGGAUAAACGAUGUUAUCCAAAUGUUGUAACCACCGGAUUCUAUGCUGUAAAUGCAAGCAACAACGUGACACUGACAUGUAAUUUUACGUCAUCCUACCCACCAGUGCAGAUGAUGCAGUGGUAUAGAUAUGACAGCGAUAUAACAACUGGUCUGACGGGGAAAUAUGUAGGGGGAACUCUACAGAACCCCUCCCUUACCAUCACAGACUUCCAACCCGACGAUCAAGGAAUUUACAAGUGCUCAGCAUCCAAUUUAUACGGCACGAGAAAUAGUUCAGAUAUAAUCGUUUAUCUAGAUGGAGGUGCUCCAGUAACAUUAACAGGACAAAAUAUGACUGGCUCGCCUGGCACAACAUUGACCAUUCCCUGUACUGUUGUGAGCGAAUCAAUAAGUACAGUCUUCUGGACGUUUCAGCCCAGUGACCAGGACAAUGAAACAGAAAUAGUUUUUUCUUAUUCCAAAUUUUACUGGUACUCUUCUUCACCCUCUUUACGAAUUUAUUAUUUGAAUACCUCUGAUAUAGGAUUCUACAGAUGUUGUGCUAACAGUUCAAGUGGCCUUGGACGAAGUACACCGGUACAUGUUACUCUCAAGGGAAAGCAAAUUAACGUGGCCAGGUCAACGUACUCAGUUUACACCGGUGAUGACGUCAUUCUCUCUGUGUCCAUAUUCUCCAUGCCCGACGCCAUGAAUAUCACCUGGAUGUUUAGCACGAUAAAUUCCUAUUCAUAUUACUACUACGCCGCCCUGGAUCUGACGUCAGACGUUCGAUACGAUGGCGGGACCGUGUCGUCACCUUCUCUGGUCAUACGUUAUCCAAAUGUUGUAACCACCGGAUUCUAUGCUGUAAAUGCAAGCAACAACGUGACACUGACAUGUAAUUUUACGUCAUCCUACCCACCAGUGCAGAUGAUGCAGUGGUAUAGAUAUGACAGCGAUAUAACAACUGGUCUGACGGGGAAAUAUGUAGGGGGAACUCUACAGAACCCCUCCCUUACCAUCACAGACUUCCAACCCGACGAUCAAGGAAUUUACAAGUGCUCAGCAUCCAAUGUAUACGGCACGAGAAAUAGUUCAGAUAUAAUCGUUUAUCUAGAUGGAGGAAAGCAAAUUAACGUGGCCAGGUCAACGUACUCAGUUUACACCGGUGAUGACGUCAUUCUCUCUGUGUCCAUAUUCUCCAUGCCCGACGCCAUGAAUAUCACCUGGAUGUUUAGCACGAUAAAUUCCUAUUCAUAUUACUACUACGCCGCCCUGGAUCUGACGUCAGACGUUCGAUACGAUGGCGGGACCGUGUCGUCACCUUCUCUGGUCAUACGUUAUCCAAAUGUUGUAACCACCGGAUUCUAUGCUGUAAAUGCAAGCAACAACGUGACACUGACAUGUAAUUUUACGUCAUCCUACCCACCAGUGCAGAUGAUGCAGUGGUAUAGAUAUGACAGCGAUAUAACAACUGGUCUGACGGGGAAAUAUGUAGGGGGAACUCUACAGAACCCCUCCCUUACCAUCACAGACUUCCAACCCGACGAUCAAGGAAUUUACAAGUGCUCAGCAUCCAAUUUAUACGGCACGAGAAAUAGUUCAGAUAUAAUCGUUUAUCUAGAUGGAGCACGCCAAAAGUUGUGCUCCAGUAACAUUAACAGGACAAAAUAUGACUGGCUCGCCUGGCACAACAUUGACCAUUCCCUGUACUGUUGUGAGCGAAUCAAUAAGUACAGUCUUCUGGACGUUUCAGCCCAGUGA